Messenger RNA from Apis cerana (Asiatic honeybee), 251 nucleotides. RefSeq names its product anaphase-promoting complex subunit 13. The record is from RefSeq and is a predicted model, not a curated record. Gene Ontology annotation, cellular component: anaphase-promoting complex. NCBI's taxonomy places the organism in Eukaryota, Metazoa, Arthropoda, Insecta, Hymenoptera, Apidae. Gene Ontology annotation, biological process: protein K11-linked ubiquitination.
AUGGACAGUCAAGUAUGUGGAGACGGUAGAUUAUUAGAUUUAAUUGAUGAGAUUUGGCAUAAAGAACGUUUGCCUAUAGAUGAUAUUUCAGUACCAAUAGCAGAAUUACCUGAUCCUGAAAGUGAUAAUGGUGAUUCUCAUAUGACAUUGAAAGAAUUAGAACAAAAGUGGAAUAAUCUAGCUUUAGGAACUCUCAGUGAAAACCAUUUACAUUCUCCAACACCUUCUCAUAGUUAAAUAAGUAAUGGUUU